AUGUGGUCCCUACCAGCUGCCCUCUCCCUGCUCAUGCUGCUCCUGCUCCUGCUCCAGGCCCCUCCUUGCAGGCUACAGUCACUGGGCACCACGAAGCUACGGCUGGUGGGCCCAGGGAGCAGGCCAGAGGAGGGCCGCCUGGAGGUGCUGUACCAGGGCCAGUGGGGCACUGUGUGUGACGAUGACUUCGCUCUCCAGGAGGCCACGGUGGCCUGCCGCCAACUGGGCUUUGAAACAGCCUUGACCUGGGCCCACAGUGCCAAGUAUGGCCAAGGGGAGGGACCCAUCUGGCUGGACAAUGUGCGCUGUAUGGGCACAGAGAGCUCCCUGGACCAGUGCAUGUCCAAUGGCUGGGGUGUCAGUGACUGCAGUCACUCGGAGGACAUUGGGGUGGUGUGUCACCCCCAGCGCCAGCGUGGCUAUCUUUCUGAGAGGGUCUCCAAUGCCCUUGGACCCCAGGGCCGGCGGCUGGAGGAGGUGCGGCUCAAGCCCAUUCUCGCCAGCACCAAGCGGCAUAGCCUGGUGACCGAGGGAGCAGUGGAGGUGAGGUACGAGGGACAUUGGCGGCAGGUGUGUGACCAGGGCUGGACCAGGAACAACAGCAAGGUGGUGUGUGGGAUGCUGGGCUUCCCCAGCGAGGCACCUGUCAACAGUCACUACUACAGGAAAGUCUGGAAUUUGAAGAUGAAGGACCCCAAGUCUAGGCUGAAGAGCCUGACACAGAAGAAUUCCUUCUGGAUCCACCAGGUCAACUGCCUGGGGACAGAGCCCCACAUGGCCAACUGCCAGGUGCAGGUGGCUCCAGCACGGGGCAAGCUGCGGCCAGCCUGCCCGGGUGGCAUGCACGCUGUGGUCAGCUGUGUGGCAGGGCCCCACUUCCGCCCUGCGAAGGCAAAGCCUGGGCGCAAGGAAUCCUGGGCAGAGCAGGAGCCGAAGGUGCGCCUCCGCUCUGGGGCCCAGGUGGGUGAAGGCCGGGUGGAGGUGCUCAGGAACCACCAGUGGGGUACCGUCUGUGACCAUGGAUGGAACCUCAUCUCCGCCAGCAUUGUGUGUCGUCAACUUGGCUUUGGCUCUGCUCGGGAGGCCCUCUUUGGGGCGCAGCUGGGCCAAGGACUGGGGCCCAUCCACCUGAGUGAGGUGCGCUGCAGGGGGUAUGAGCGGACCCUCACUGACUGCCCCUCCCUGGAAGGGUCCCAGAAUGGUUGUCAACAUGAGAAUGAUGCCGCCGUCAGGUGCAACGUCCCUAACAUGGGCUUCCAGAAUCAGGUGCGCCUGGCCGGUGGGCGCAGCCCUGAGGAGGGUGUGGUGGAGGUGCAGGUAGAGGUGAAUGGAGUCCAGCGCUGGGGGGCCGUGUGCAGCGAUCACUGGGGGCUCAGCGAAGCCAUGGUGGCCUGCCGACAGCUCGGCCUGGGUUUUGCCAGCCACGCGAUCAAGGACACCUGGUACUGGCAGGGGACGCCGGGGGCCGGAGAGGUGGUGAUGAGCGGCGUGCGCUGCUCAGGCACAGAGCUUGCCCUGCAGCAGUGCUCGCGGCACGGGCCGGUGCACUGCUCCCACGGCGCGGGGCGCUUCUCGGCCGGAGUUUCCUGCACAGACAGUGCUCCGGACCUUGUGAUGAAUGCCCAGCUGGUGCAGGAGACGGCUUACUUGGAGGACCGCCCGCUCAGCCAGCUGUACUGUGCCCACGAAGAGAACUGCCUGUCCCAGUCGGCCGACCUCAUGGACUGGCCCUACGGGCACCGGCGCCUCUUGCGCUUCUCCUCACAGAUCUACAACCUGGGCCGGGCUGACUUCCGUCCCAAGACAGGCCGCCACAGCUGGAUUUGGCACCAGUGCCACAGGCACUACCACAGCAUUGAGGUCUUCACCCACUAUGACCUACUCACUCUCAAUGGCUCCAAGGUGGCUGAGGGGCACAAGGCCAGCUUCUGCCUGGAGGACACAAAUUGCCCCACAGGACUACAGAAGCGCUAUGCGUGUGCCAACUUUGGGGAGCAGGGAGUGACUGUCGGCUGCUGGGACACCUACCGGCAUGACAUUGAUUGCCAGUGGGUGGACAUCACAGAUGUGGGCCCUGGGAAUUAUAUCUUCCAGGUGGUUGUGAACCCCAAAUACGAGGUGGCAGAGUCUGAUUUCUCUAACAACGUGAUGCGGUGCCGCUGCAAGUAUGACGGGCACCGGGUCUGGCUGCACAACUGCCACACAGGAGAUUCUUACCGAGCUAAUGCAGAGCUCUCCCUGGAGCAGGAGCAGCGUCUCAGGAACAACCUCAUUUGA
Puma concolor (puma) is the source of this 2277-nucleotide messenger RNA. Lineage: Eukaryota; Metazoa; Chordata; Mammalia; Carnivora; Felidae. The record is from RefSeq and is a predicted model, not a curated record.